UGUGUGUGUGUGUGUGUCUCUCUCUCGCGCUCCUCAACACGUUACAACGUGUUCCCCUCCUCUUCUUCCGGGGGGGGUUCAAACCUCGGGCCGCUCGUUCUACCGGAGCCCGCACUCGGUGAUAACCCUCCGCAGGAUCUAGGCCCCGCAGAUCACCGCACGGACAUGAGUCUGAUGUUGCGGAGAGAAACGAGCAGCGCGGGACUAUUAUUCUCCAGCUUGUGUGUGUGUGUGUGUGUGUGUGUGUGUGUGUUGUGAGUCCGCUGGUCUGCGGUGACAAUCCCGCAACGAUUACAUCACACAGGUGCCUGCACAGGAAGAGAGACGGAAAAUAAAUAAACAAAUGUACGAAAUAAAACGAUGGUGUGCACGCGCCGCCCCCUGCGUGACUACGUCACGGUGCGUCAGGUGCAGAAAGGCUCUCUGGGAUUUGUAGUUCUCAUUAUCCUUGUAGCGUUUUAAGAAAACAAACUAUACACUGUUUAUAUAAAUGGACGUUUAGUCACCAGGUCCAGAAAACGAAGUCAGUUUGUGAAGCCUGUGUUCUGUGUACUGACCAGCAGAGGGCGACUCUGUAUAACGUCAGGAAACAUUUUCCUGUGACAUCAAAAGUAUUUUUACAUUAAAGGGGCAGUGAGUGAUUUUGGAGAAAGCUCGUCUCUCUCCCGAUUUUCUGCUUGCGAACAUCAGUUUCUUUCUGACGUGAAAGUGACAAACUCUUCCUGUUUCUUUUCUUUCGCACGUUUAUCACAUAUUUUGCGGUACAGUAGGUGGCGCUCCGACAACGUACAACUGGUCGGAAUAAGAUUUUUUCCUCCAGUUGACUUUUUCUGAAAAUCUCAACAACUUGGAGAGCGGAGGAGAACACAGACGACUUUUCAGCGCUGUACAUCUCGUACGAUCUCUACGCCUCAGUAACGUCAGUUGCCGUGGCGACGUCCUCUGGUUUAUGGUGAAGCUUUGUGUGGUUUUUGGGGCCGUUGCUUCCUGCGAGUGGGGCGGGGCCGUUACAACCUCCAGAGCAUGUUGAGGUGUCUACAUGCGCGAAUCCCCCGGUUACUGAAGGUGUGAUCGAGUCUGUUAACCAGGUCAGGUGUUGACAUGGCGUUAGAGAAACCAGGGUUUUGUCACGAAUAUCAUCAGGUUUUAAACUGCAUGCAAAUGCAGAAGUGUUGUGUGGUGCGGUCCGCACCAGUUCUUUUCUUUUACGUCUCCACAACCAGGGUGAGGAACCAGUGAGGAACCUGUCACUUCCUGUCAGACUCAACAGUUGAAGUUGUAGUUUGUUUCCUGUUGGUGACGAUGGGCUCUGACGUCAUCUCUCGCUCCACCCUCCCUCCCUCUCUGCCCGGCCUCCCCCUGCUAGCUAACAGGCUAGGCUAGCUCGGCGGCUAGCAGCUCUCCUCAGUGUGAUUCGUUGAGACGCACCGGCUCCAUCCACAUCCCGGUGCCGUUCGACCGGACCGACCCUCUCCAGGACACCGACAGACCCGCACGCCGCAGGGACACGCAGUACCGACGUCCAGUGACCAAACGACUGAAGAUGAUUAAGCUCUUUUCCCUGAAGCAGCAGAAGAAAGACGAGGAAUCUGCCGGAGGAAACCGAACAGGAGCCGGGGGUAAAAAAGCCAGCGCGGCCCAGCUCCGGAUACAGAAAGACAUCAAUGAGUUGAACCUGCCGAAGACGUGUGACAUCAACUUCCCUGACGACGAUGACCUGCUCAACUUCAGACUCAUCAUCUCACCUGACGAGGGUUUUUACAAAGGAGGAAAGUUUGUCUUCAGCUUUAAGGUAGGACAGGGUUACCCUCACGACCCCCCCAAGGUGAAGUGUGAGACGAUGGUGUACCACCCCAACAUCGACCUGGAGGGAAACGUCUGCCUCAACAUCCUGAGAGAAGACUGGAAGCCCGUGUUGACCGUCAACUCCAUUAUCUACGGCCUCCAGUACCUGUUUCUAGAGCCGAACCCCGAGGACCCGUUGAACAAGGAGGCAGCGGAGGUUCUGCAGACGAACCGGCGGCUCUUUGAGCAGAACGUCCAGCGCUCUCUGAGGGGCGGGUACGUGGGCGCCACCUACUUCGAGAGGUGUCUGAAAUAACUCCAGACCAUACACCCCCCCCCCCCCCCCCCCCCCCCCCCCUGCUCGUCAGCAGCACCAGGAGCUGUUGAAGCAGGAAGCAGCCAAUCAGAAGACGCUUUUCUGUUUUAACACAAACGACGAACACCCCCCCCCCUUUUUCCUCUUUGUUUUACUUCCAAGACGCAGAAUUCAACUGUUUACAAGCCGACACAAACACAUACACACACACACACACACACACACACACACACACACACCUGACUGGACUCAAAAAGAUGGCCGACAGAGCAACGGUCAUGGAUGAUGACGAUGAUGAUGGAGGACUGUGUGUGUGCGGGGGGGUGGGGGUGGCUCAGGUGAGUCAAUAAUUUGGUGAAUGCCAUGAUGCGUCUGAUGAUGAUGAUGAUACCCAUGAUUUUUCUUUACUUUUUAUUUUUUGGUAAAUGUGUGUGUGACAAAGAUGCCUGAUGUCACACUGGUGGUCAGAAGGACACGCCCCCUCCUGACUGCUCCAUGUCAACGUCUGUUGCUGACAGCAGCUAUGGCAACGGUUGCCUGGCAACAUCACAGUGACGACAUGAUGGAAGUCACUGUCAAUCACCAAGAAAAUUGUUCCAACGGGGGGAGGAGCUUGUGGGGUCACAGUGAGAACGUGAUGUACCACAGCUGAGAGGAGGAGGGGCUUGUGACUGAGUGGGAGGGGUUAUUAGUCACAGCAAAGUCCAGCAAGACAACAGAAGGAGUCUCCUGGGAGGGGCUUGUCAGAGUGGGAGGAGUUUGUUCUCAUCUGCAGCCGAUCACGUGACUUCAGCGAACUUGUAGUUUCAGUUUGAUUCGCUGCUAAAUUCACUCACUCAGCACCAGGGGGCGGAGUUCUUGUCAGGGGGCGGGCUGUGGAGAUGGUGUUUUAAAGGAGCGCAGGGUGGGAGGGUUAUGUUUUCACUUUGUGAGGCGGGUAGGGGGGUCAUUGUGGGUGGGGUUUCAGAGGGUAGGGGCUUCAAAUGUUGGAUUAUCUUGUGUAUAUUGACCCCGGCUGUUCACAUUGACUGCAAUAUGAUUUAUGUUAAAUAAAAUAUGAACUUGAAUGAUUAUAACUGUACACCAUAAA
Molecule: messenger RNA, 3191 nt
Organism: Scophthalmus maximus (turbot)
Lineage: Eukaryota; Metazoa; Chordata; Actinopteri; Pleuronectiformes; Scophthalmidae
Gene: ube2m
Product: ubiquitin conjugating enzyme E2 M
Exons: 6
Coding region: 1544-2101 (185 amino acids)
Source: RefSeq, a predicted model, not a curated record